Molecule: messenger RNA, 1095 nt
Organism: Salvelinus fontinalis (brook trout)
Lineage: Eukaryota; Metazoa; Chordata; Actinopteri; Salmoniformes; Salmonidae
Product: beta-2-microglobulin-like
Exons: 4
Coding region: 93-443 (116 amino acids)
Biological process (GO): peptide antigen assembly with MHC class II protein complex; antigen processing and presentation of exogenous peptide antigen via MHC class II; positive regulation of T cell activation
Cellular component (GO): MHC class II protein complex
Molecular function (GO): MHC class II protein complex binding
Source: RefSeq, a predicted model, not a curated record
UUACUUUCGGUUUCAUUUAUUCGUUUGCGACUCUCGAUUUGGUCCAGUUUGAUAUAUUUUUCAGCGUUGGAAAGACUUGGAAAAAAGAAAUCAUGAAAACGGUUUUGUCCGUAGUUGCUUUCUGCGUCGUGUUGGUAACCAUAAACGCAAAAGAAUCUUCCCCCAAAGUGCAGGUGUACAGCCGUAACCCAGGGGAACAUGGGAAAGACAACACCCUGAUCUGUCACGUGAGUGCCUUCCACCCCCCUGACAUCAGCAUCCAGCUCCUGAAGAACGGUGUGGAGAUCCCCGACGCCAAGCAGACAGACCUGGCCUUCGAACAGGGGUGGCAGUUCCACCUCACCAAGAGUGUUGGAUUCACACCAGCCAGCGGAGAGGAGUACACCUGCAGAGUCCGCCACCUGAAGAAUCUGAAGACCUACACCUGGGAAUCAGAUAUGUAAGGCUUCGGUGCUCAUCGCUGCAGAAUACACCAGCCUCCGAGAAUCUCCACUCCGGAUGCUGUGGAUAUUUCUGGGAAUCAUCUUCACAAAAACUCAAAACUCAUCUUCAAAACACUGUCCUGUCAAAACUCAUCUCCACAACACUGUCCUGUCAAAACUCAUCUUCACAACACUGUCCUGUCAAAACUCAUCUUCACAACACUGUCCUGUCAAAACUCAUCUUCACUACACUAUCCUGUCAAAACACUGCAGGUGAAGUCUGUAAUGACUCUCUGCACAUUGUGAUUUAUCAUUGAACUUAAAUUGUAUUUUAUUUGACCAGUGCUUGAUUUGUGUUGUGUUUGAUGUGUGUUAUUAAUGAAGCUCAUAUCUGUGGGACUGUAAAUCUGCACCAGAGGAAAACACUCUAAUUGCAGCUAGGCUUAUAAUGUGUCUACCUAUACAGUAGGACCUGGGCUAUGUAAUGUGUUAACUGUAUAGGUUAUGUGGGCUUUUCUCUUAGCUAUGAUCAGGAAAUAAGUACAAUUGAUCAAUCCAGAUGUGAUUGAUGAGAAAUGUAGAACUUUAAUCUGUUUAAGUGCUUUCUCUUUUGGUUUUUAAAAUCACAUCACCAAAAUAAAUAAAGUCUGACUUGAUUGUCAUUGAACUACCA